AUGCAUGUCAUUGGCUUCCUCACAUUGAUCGCUGUCCAGGCAGCCGUACUUGGCAGCAGCCUUCAUGAUGACACCAUUACUGAGUUUGCAGUGAAGAUUUACCAUGAACUAAGAGCGACAAAGGAAGAUGACAAUAUAUUCUUCUCUCCUCUGAGCAUGGCUCUAGCUGUUGGAAUGGUGGAGCUGGGUGCUCGUGGAUCCAGUCUUAAGGAGAUUCGACAUGCUCUGGGUUAUGACAAACUAAAGAAUGGUGAAGAAUUUUCUCUGCUAAAAGAUCUCUCUAGCAUGAUGACAGCCCAAGAAAGACAUUAUGUGCUCAGCAUUACAAACUCCCUAUAUUUACAGAAUGGAUUUCAUAUCAGUGACAAGUUCAUCCAGUUAAUGAAAAAAUACUUCAAAGCAGAAGUAGAAAAUGUAGACUUCAGUCAAGGUUCAGCUGUAGCAAUUCACAUCAAUGAGUGGGUGGAAAAUCACACUAAUAGUCGCAUACACAAUCUUUUCUCCUCUGAAGACUUCACUGACCUAACAAAGUUGGUUCUUGUCAAUGCCAUCUAUUUUAAGGGCAACUGGAAAUCCCAGUUUAGACCUGAAAACACCAGAACAUUUUCUUUCACUAAAGAUGAUGAAAGUGAAGUGCAGAUACCAAUGAUGUACCAGAAAGGAGAGUUUUAUUAUGGAGAGUUUACGGAUGGAUCAAAUGAGGCUGGUGGAGUUUACCAAGUGCUGGAGAUGCCGUAUGAAGGAGAUGAACUUAGUCUUAUGCUCCUGCUGUCCAGACAAGAGGUUCCUCUGGCAACACUUGAACCGUUAGUCAAAGCCUCUCUUAUUGAUGAAUGGGCUAAUUCUGUGAAAAAACAGAAAGUGGAAGUUUACCUGCCAAGGUUCAAAGUUGAGGAGACUGUCAAUCUGAAGGAUGUGCUGACAAGACUUGGCAUUAUAGAGAUAUUCGGAAGAAAAGCUGAUCUGUCUGCAAUAUCCGAACACAAGGACCUUUACGUGGACAAAGCUGUUCACAAGUCUUAUUUGGAGGUUAAUGAAGAGGGAUCUGAAGCUGCUGCAACCUCUGGAAUGAUUGCCAAUAGCAGAAUGGCAGUGCUGUACCCCCAGGUUAUUUUUGACCAUCCAUUCUUCUUCGUGAUUAGAAACCGCAAAACCGGCUGUGUGUUGUUUAUGGGAAGAGUCAUGCAUCCAGAGGCAUUGAAUUCUGGAGGCCACGAUUCUGAAGAGCUUUAG
Messenger RNA from Staurois parvus, 1233 nucleotides. The record is from the annotation of a GenBank genome assembly. NCBI's taxonomy places the organism in Eukaryota, Metazoa, Chordata, Amphibia, Anura, Ranidae.